Clupea harengus (Atlantic herring) is the source of this 993-nucleotide messenger RNA. RefSeq names its product G protein-coupled receptor 4-like. NCBI's taxonomy places the organism in Eukaryota, Metazoa, Chordata, Actinopteri, Clupeiformes, Clupeidae. Gene Ontology annotation, biological process: G protein-coupled receptor signaling pathway. Gene Ontology annotation, cellular component: membrane. Gene Ontology annotation, molecular function: G protein-coupled receptor activity. The record is from RefSeq and is a predicted model, not a curated record.
AUGGAGCUGGUCACAUUUUCCAACGAGAGCAAUGCCAACUCUUCUAAAGACUGUGACACAGAGGAUGUAGUGGAGCGUUUCAUAUACCCGACUGCAUAUUCUGUGUUCUUUAUCAUAGGAUUUCCAGCCAACUGUCUGUCUUUUUAUGUCGCUUGCCUUCUGAUGCGAAAGGGCAAUACCGUGGCAGUGUACCUAGUCAACUUGUGUGUCUCCGAUCUCCUGUACACCAUCACGCUGCCUGUGUGGAUUGAGCUAUCUCUCGGCCAGCCAGUGGACAGCACGCUCUGUACCCUGAUCGCAUGUGUCAUGUACAACAGCUUCUAUGUGGGAUCCGGGCUUCUGUGCUGCAUCUCAGUGGACCGCUACCUGGCCGUGGUCUACCCUUUCUACUUCGGCUGGGUGAGAGAAGUGCGCACGGCCGUGGUGGUGAGUGCCAUGGUGUGGGGCUUCGAGCUGAUUGUGCAUGUGCAUCUCCUUGCCCACUCCGGUACCCUGGGCUCCUUCUCCGCCCAACGUUUGUGUGAGGAGAGGAUGCCAAUGCGCCCUGCUGAUGCCAAUGUGGCUAUUGUUCGAGUGGCGCUGGGGUUCCUCCUGCCCUUGUUCCUGAUGGCCUUUUGUUUCCAUCAGAUUAUCAAAGCCCUCAACGACAGUGUCUCGCUUGAGGCCGCUGAACGCAGAAAGAUCAGGAAUCUGCUGCUCCUCCUGCUCGUCACUUACAUGGUGGCGUUCACCCCAUACCAGGUCGUCAUGCUCUUGAGAGCCAUGCUGGAGGUAGGAGACUGUGGCAAUGCCUUGCUCCUCAGAAACUACUACAUGGUGUUUGUCGCCACCACCACUAUUAAUAGUGUGGCAGACCCCAUAAUCUACUGCCUGCUGAGCGAGAGUGCCAAGACAGAACUGAAAGCCAUUCUGUAUAAUGGGAGGGUGACACUGAGAAAGCUCCAACACUCUGGCAGAGACAGCGUCAUUAGCUCUGUUGUGCGCCAUGACUAA